Molecule: messenger RNA, 2171 nt
Organism: Centruroides sculpturatus (bark scorpion)
Lineage: Eukaryota; Metazoa; Arthropoda; Arachnida; Scorpiones; Buthidae
Product: transcription factor 4-like
Exons: 3
Coding region: 68-355 (95 amino acids)
Biological process (GO): regulation of transcription by RNA polymerase II
Cellular component (GO): transcription regulator complex
Molecular function (GO): DNA-binding transcription factor activity, RNA polymerase II-specific; protein dimerization activity; RNA polymerase II cis-regulatory region sequence-specific DNA binding
Source: RefSeq, a predicted model, not a curated record
UUAAUAUUAUUUUUAUUACAGAAUAAGAGUUAGGGAUAUAAACGAAGCCUUUAAAGAAUUAGGUCGCAUGUGUAUGAUGCAUUUAAAAACAGAUAAAGCCCAGACCAAACUGAAUAUUCUUCAUCAAGCUGUUGAAGUUAUAACAAGCUUGGAACAGCAAGUUCGAGAACGAAAUCUGAAUCCAAAAGCUGCCUGCCUAAAAAGGCGGGAAGAGGAAAAAAAUGAGGAGGGCCCAAAAUUAGGUAUGCAUGCUAUUCCUCAUCCACAAACUUUGGAAUCAUUACCACAUCAGCGGUUGGCCACUACAAUACAGGGAACUCAAUCACUAUUGCCUCCCAGUCAGCCACAGUUGUAGAGCUUUCAAUAUUUUAGUCUACCAUGUGGUGUAGUUGAAAGAAAGGAAACAUGAGAAAUUUUACAGGAACUAUCAAAGUUAUGAUAGCACUCUGAGAUAAGAGGCUAUUAUUCAAACUUCCCCAUGUUGCCAAGUAUUCUGCACAAUUAAACAGGGCUGCUAUCGUCGGGUUCUCCCUGUGAACUGACAUGACUGCACCAUGGGCAUGCUUUUCAUCAAACAAGUGUUUUUCUACUGUUAUUUCACCUCAAUGUAUAAAAACAUGUAGAAAAUAGCAGCAUGUUAAAAUCAAUGCUGUUUUUACAAUGCCUGUUGCACUUUGCAUAUCAAUUCUUGGUAAAAAAAAAAAUUGGCAACUUAUUUAAAAAUGGCAAAUCAUAUUUUAUUUCAAAUUGGAUGAAAAGAUUUGGUAAUCAUUUGCUUUAUUCUAAAUUUUUAGCCUGAAUAAUUAUAGUGCUGCUAUAAUCACAUGAACUAUCCCCUUUUUCUGGCAAUCAUCAUUCUUAACAGCUUAUUACUGCCUCAUGGUUUUGGGGAUUGAGCAGUAUCUGACAGCUUUCUUGAAAAAGUGUUGGAAUGCAGCAUAUGCAGGAAUUAUAGUACUUAGCACUUGAUAGUAAAUCCUGCAUUAUGUUUUAUCUGGCUCUGCUAUGUGGAAGUCAUUUAAAGCAGAAGGUUGAAGUGUAUAAUCAUUACACCCAUUGACCAAACUGCAGUUUGUACAGUGAUGUUUUUACAAAAAAGAAAAAAGAAAAAAAAGAAAAGACAAAAGGUACUUUUCUGAAAUUUUUUCCAUCGUGUUUCUGAUGAAAAAUUAUUCAAGUACUUAACAUGGUAAGGAAACCUGAGCUUAAAAAAAUUUUUAACAUUGAGUAUCUUAACUACAAUUCAUUCCAUUAUAUUAUUUUCUACUAGUAUAGUUCAUUUUGUUUUUUGAGACUUGUUAUGAAUGUAAAAGAAAGAAUAUUGACAAUGGAAAGUUUUUCAAUAAUUGGAUUAAUUGGCACUGUGUUGACUUAAUGAAUAGUAAAUGAUUUGAAGACACAGAAUUUAUCAGAGGGCAUUUUUAUGUGCAUAUAUUUGUCAAGUUUAGUUAUUGUUAUAAGAGGCAUUUUUGAAAAUCAUGACCAAAGGAAAUCCAAUGAAAAUGAUUACUGAUUUAUAUGUGUACUGCUGCUGUGUAGCAAGCAUUUUUAUUAUUGUUAUCUUGAGCAAUUAGCUGUAGUGGAACUGCAGUAAAGCCUCAUUUUAACUUUGCCAGAGCAUUUUUUUUAGAUCUGAUGUAAAAAAGAAGAAAAAAGCUGAAUUGUGAGGUAGAUGCAUUUGGCAUAUUAUUGACUGUUUCAUUGUUAUAAUAUUUUUAUACUGUCAUCAUCAUCAAUAGAUCAGUGGUGCAUAUCUUCCCUACGCUUCUCUUAAUCUUCAGAGUAGAGAUAACUCUUCUGUAUCCAGUGCCCAUGGAAAGCAAAUGGAAACUGUGUGGCUCUUGUCCUUUCUAUUUUGGUAUACUAUUCUACAUCCCUUGCUGUGUAGCAUUCCAUCAUGGAAUACUUAAGCACAAACUUUGCAUAUCGAAGGAAAGAUGCCACUUGACUUGUUUUACUUGUUCACUCUAUCAAGUUGUUUUUCUUUGAGUGAACUUCAUAAAAACUUUGCCAUAUAUUCAACGAAAGGGAGUUUAGAAGGCAUGCAUAAAGUAGCAUUGUCUGCAAAAUAAAUCAUAUCUUCUAUCUUUGUAGAAACAACUGAGGAGAUACAAAUGCCUUUUUCAUUUCUUUUAAUUCCAGUAGUGGAGAAUAUUUAAAAAGAAAAAAAA